Melanotaenia boesemani (Boeseman's rainbowfish) is the source of this 2497-nucleotide messenger RNA. RefSeq names its product G protein-coupled receptor 85 (gene gpr85). Bases 425 to 1558 code for a protein of 377 amino acids. The transcript is spliced from 2 exons. The record is from RefSeq and is a predicted model, not a curated record. NCBI's taxonomy places the organism in Eukaryota, Metazoa, Chordata, Actinopteri, Atheriniformes, Melanotaeniidae. Gene Ontology annotation, molecular function: G protein-coupled receptor activity. Gene Ontology annotation, biological process: G protein-coupled receptor signaling pathway. Gene Ontology annotation, cellular component: plasma membrane.
UUUUUUUUUGAAGGGGGAGGGGGGGCGAUCGUGUGAUCGACUGUCUCUGUCCUUCUCUCGGUUAUGUUUUUCUGGCCUUGUCUUAUGUGGUGGCAGCGAUUCUGGGCAAUUCGUAGCGGAGACUGGAAAUUAUUCUAGUCUAAUGGACGUGCGGAUCCGCUACAGUGUUAUGCUCCAUCCAGCCGACUGGGAUGCAAAGACGAUCAUUUCAUUCUAUUGCGCUUUUAGCUGAAAUCAGUCGGAUUCAAACAAAAAGAAGACACAUUUAAACGCGUGUGAUGAGACAAAGGAACAAAGGAUGCCUUAGAGGAGAGGUUGCCUAUAUGCCUGGAAACCUCUUCAAAGCACACUGCCACAUGGAUCUAACACCACCCUCUGUCAUCUAUAGAUCAUGAUACUCGGCUGAAGCUAUUUCGCUAUCUUUAUGAUCCCUCCUCCAUCUAUGGCGAACUAUAGCCAUGCAGGAGACCACACCAUCUUGCAGAAUGUAUCUCCUCUUGCCACGUUCCUCAAACUGACCUCUUUGGGUUUCAUUAUUGGAGUCGGUGUGGUAGGGAACCUCCUGAUAUCCAUCCUGCUGGUCAAAGACAAGAGCCUUCACCGAGCACCCUACUAUUUUCUGCUGGACCUGUGCGCCUCUGAUAUUCUGCGUUCUGCCAUCUGCUUCCCCUUUGUCUUCACCUCAGUAAAGAAUGGAUCUGCCUGGACCUAUGGUACACUGACCUGCAAAGUGAUUGCCUUCCUGGGUGUGCUCUCCUGUUUCCACACAGCUUUCAUGCUGUUUUGUGUCAGUGUCACUCGCUACCUGGCCAUUGCACAUCACCGUUUCUACACCAAGAGGCUGACUUUCUGGACGUGUUUAGCUGUCAUCUGCAUGGUAUGGACGUUGUCGGUGGCGAUGGCGUUCCCGCCGGUUCUAGACGUAGGGACGUACUCUUUUAUCCGAGAGGAGGACCAGUGCACAUUUCAGCACCGUUCCUUCAGGGCAAAUGAUUCACUGGGCUUCAUGCUCCUGCUGGCACUUAUCCUCCUGGCCACACAGCUGGUUUACCUCAAACUCAUUUUCUUUGUCCACGACCGUCGAAAGAUGAAGCCUGUCCAGUUUGUGCCUGCCGUCAGCCAGAACUGGACCUUCCAUGGGCCAGGUGCCAGCGGACAGGCAGCCGCCAACUGGCUGGCUGGAUUUGGUCGAGGCCCCACCCCACCUACUUUGCUAGGCAUCCGACAAAACAGCAACGCAGCAGGCCGCAGGCGUCUAUUAGUAUUGGAUGAAUUCAAAACAGAGAAGAGGAUUAGUAGAAUGUUCUACAUCAUGACGUUUUUCUUCCUGGCUCUAUGGGGGCCCUACCUGGUUGCGUGUUACUGGCGGGUUUUUGCAAGGGGCCCUGUAGUUCCUGGAGGCUACCUGACAGCGGCCGUAUGGAUGAGCUUUGCCCAAGCUGGGGUCAAUCCCUUCAUCUGCAUCUUCUCCAACAGGGAGCUUCGGCGCUGCUUCAGCACCACACUCCUCUACUGCAGAAAAUCCAGGUUACCAAGGGAACCCUACUGCGUUAUAUGAUGGUUUUGCUAUCUUUUUCUUUUUGUUUUAAUUCUCAUCUAUGUCUCUAUUACCCUGAUUGAUCUUGAUCUGGGCGUGUGCCCAUUGUACAGCGCACUCUCUCUUUUUAUCUCUGUUCUCUUCAUCCUCCAGUUUUCUCCUGCCCUUCAUUCUCCUACUAACCCUUCUUUGUGCCAGUCAUGUGGCUCUGCUGGGGUGAUUGAAUAUGAAAAGUCUGACACACAUGGAGGCUGAAGGGAAUGGGAAUAUGCAGGAGGUGUGGAUUCCCUCCUGUGUUUAUGUUCUAGUAAACAGACAUUGUGGAAGGCCAUGCCAUUGCAGAGAAGCAAAAAGUUUGAAAAAAAAAAGAACAAAUGGUGAAAAGAAAACCUCCUUUGCUUUGGAUAUUUAGAAGAUGCGUUACUCUGUGAUGUGUGAAAUACAAAUGAAAAGAAAAAAGAACAUUACACAACAACAACAAAAAAAGAUACCUCUCAAGGAAUCACUGGAAAUGUUUUACAUUUAAAGAGUUGCACUAAAAAGAAGAUGUAAAGAUGCUAUUUUUUUUCUUUUUACCUCUUUGGUCAACAGUUGCCAGCUGCAUUGCAAGGACAACGUUUUUCUUUCCCUUUCUACCCCCAAACUAAAAAAAAAAAAAAAAGAUGAAUGCUUUAAUUUGCAACAGACUACACAACCGCUGUAAGUAGAGCAAAACUUGGUGACUGUUGGGAUACACCGAGAGGAUAAAAUGGUUUUAAUGUAAGUGAUAUCUUUUUCAUUUACUGGGCGGGGGCUUAAUGGGGAUUUACAAUGUGUGGUUUUUGAAGUUGCAACUUAAAAUUAGAAAUAAUUUCUUGUAGUUUUACAACCCAUAUGUCCCUAGUGUCUGACACUGUUAUUUUCUUAACACCUUUUACAAAAAAAAAAAAAAAAAAAGAAAAAGAAAAAGAAAAAAAGAGC